UAGUGAUUAGUGAGGUGGAGCAUCUUUUCAUGUGCUGGCAUAGGUGUUGUGAUAACCAUUUGACAGGGAAGACAUGCCCAAGGUCGCUGGGCUACACUCAGCUGCCUCUGUCUAACUCCACAGGUGGCCACUGUGCGGACACAGCUGUGGUUUUAAAGUUGCUCCUAAUACCUGUAUUUUCUAUUUGCUGUCAUAACAAAUCACCACUUGUUUAGUGGGUUAAACAACACAACCUACAAUUCUGUUCGUCAGAAGCCUGACACAUGUGUUACUGGGCUAAAAUCAAGGUGUCAAGAGGGCUGUAUUCUUUCUGGAAGUGUCCGAGGAGAAUCUGUUUUCUUGCCUUUUUCAGCUUCUAGAGGCCACCUGUUUUUUUGUGGUUCACGGCCCUCUUCCUCUGUCUUCAUAGCCAGCAACAGCAGCUUGGUUCUCAUAUUGCAUUGCUUUAGUCUUGCUUUUCUUGUCAUUUCUGUUUAUCUGACUAUCUUCUGCCUCCCUAUUCCACUUUUAAGGAUUCCCGUGAUUACAUUAGGACCUUACAGAUAAUCCCUGUAUUUUGAGGUCAGCUGAUUAGCGACUUCAAUUCCAUCUGCAGCUUUAAUUCCCCCUUGCCAUGUAAUUAAACAUAUUCAUAGGUGUGAUAUUGCUAUUCAUAAUAAAUAUAUAUUUGAUUUCAUCUGGUUUCUGUCACUGAGCUUCUGAAAUCCUUGGAAUUUCCUAAAUGAGGAGAGACGGGAAGGUGUCUUUUUGUCAUGCUGAGGUGACCUUAGCAAACACCAAGCAACCUAAGGAGGGGGGCUGACUGGUUAGAGGGUCAGAAUUUACACUCCUGUCUCCCACCGCCCCCCAUCUCUGGGGAGACAAGAAGGGCUAAUCAGUCAUGCCUCUGCCAAGAGGCCUUCACAGAAAACCCCAGAGUAUGGGCUCUGAGAGCUCUGGGUUAGUGAACACAAUAGAGCAGAUCUGGGAUCCUCCAGGAUCUGAGGUGGAGCUGAUGUAAUGAUAGGAAUUAGGUGCACAGCAAGUGUAAUGUGCUUGAAUCAUCCUGAAACCACCCCCAGCCUCCCGUCCAUGGAACAAGUGUCUUCUGUGAAACUGGACCCUGGUGCCAAAAGGUUAGGGACUGCUGCUGUAGCGAUGUGGGGACAGUGGUGCAUCUGGAGAGCAUGGAGACCCUGUGCCCUUGCCCUGUGGACCUCUUCCAUCUGCUACUCCUGAAUUACACCCUUUUAAAACAAAUGGUAAUCUGGAGAUCCGGUUGGAAAGAAACUGCAGCAUGUCCUGGAGCAGCAGUGACUUCCGAACCUCUGCAAAAGUAUUUGGGGAGAAUGGCACGUUGGAGGAGCAGAAAUCUCCAAAAUUCAAGAAAAGGGAGACAGAGGUGUACGUUGGCAAUCUCCCACUGGACAUCUCUGAGGAGGAGAUUCGGUGCCUACUGAAGGACUUCAGCCCUCUCCAUGUCCACCGAGUCCAGAAUGGCUGCAGAUGCUUCGCAUUCGUAGAUCUGGGCUCUAUGCAGAAAGUGGCACUUGCGAUCCAGGCACUGAAUGGGAAGCUCUUCCACAAGCGAAAACUGUACGUGAAUUCCAAUAACAGGUCUCCCAAGAGGACCCCCGAUGUGACUGAGCGGCCCCAGGAGCUUCUGGUUAACAGAAGGCAAUGGCAACCCACUCCAGUACUCGCGCCUGGAAAAUCCCAUGGAUGGAGGAGCCUGAUUUCAGAGAAGGCCUCUGCUCAAGGAUUUGCUGGAACCACUGCUUGUCCACAGCUCACUCCUAAAGCUUCUGGUGAGCCCUGUGAGACAGAAAAAUCCAAGACAAGCUUCUUUGCAGUUCCCAUGGAAAUGAGAGGGUCCUUCUUGGUGCUGCUCCUAAGGGAAUGUUUCCGAGACCUGGGCUGGCUGGCCACCAUCCCCAGCAUCAGCGGGGAGGUGGGGCUGUUGGUGACCAGUACUGUCCCUCAGACCCCCUUCUUCUGGGCCAUGCACAUCACUGAGACACUGCAGCAGAACAUGCAGGCCCUGUUCAGCGCCCUGGCCGAGGCGGAGGAGCAGCAGCCCUACCUGCAUGACUCAGCGGUGCGGCGCGGGACGCGCGGUCUGGCCGAAUACCACCUGGGCGAUUACGGCCCGGCCUGGAACAGGUGCUGGGUGCUGGACCGCGUGGACUCCUGGGUGGUGGUCAUGUUCGUGGAUUUUGGCCGAUCGGCCACCAUCCCUGUGCAGUCCCUGCGCACCCUGGACAGUGAUGACUUCUGGACCAUCCCCCCGCUGACUCAGCCCUUCAUGCUGGAGAAAGGUAUUUUGAGUUCAAAUCAGGUUAUCCAUCACAUCCUCAAAGGGAAAAUCACUGGUGCUUUGAACUUGGAGUCACACAUCCUGAAGUUUGAAGAGUUUGAGUGACGUGGCUCCGAUCAGCAUGUUCCCUCUCCUGUCUAGAUUCUUCCCAUCCUGCCCUUUCACUCUUGAGGCCUUGGGGGUGCCCAGGACUGAUUGGAUACCCCUUUGCCUUCCCCAGCUCACUUCUCAAUGUGUCAUGUGUCUUCACUGCGAACAUUUGAACCAAACAGGGAAGCUUCCAUGAGGUUGGAAGUCUGAUGUAGCCAGUGUAUUUUUUCCUUUUUUUUUUUUGUAACCCCAGAGCAUGAUAUAAGUUGCCCUGACAGAUUCUGGAGAAUGAAGGGGCCCACUGCUUAAUUUUCCUGGCAUUCCAUCAUAGAAUCAGGCAGGGAGAUCUAAACAUUGAUCUGUUGGCUUGGUGAAUAAAUGUUGGCAUGCUUCACAU
Bubalus bubalis (water buffalo) is the source of this 2783-nucleotide messenger RNA. RefSeq names its product tudor domain containing 10 (gene TDRD10). Bases 1277 to 2401 code for a protein of 374 amino acids. Gene Ontology annotation, molecular function: mRNA binding. The transcript is spliced from 14 exons. NCBI's taxonomy places the organism in Eukaryota, Metazoa, Chordata, Mammalia, Artiodactyla, Bovidae. Gene Ontology annotation, cellular component: cytosol. The record is from RefSeq and is a predicted model, not a curated record.